Messenger RNA from Ailuropoda melanoleuca (giant panda), 5593 nucleotides. It is a transcript of the gene ADCY1, whose product is annotated as adenylate cyclase 1. NCBI's taxonomy places the organism in Eukaryota, Metazoa, Chordata, Mammalia, Carnivora, Ursidae. Gene Ontology annotation, molecular function: adenylate cyclase activity. Gene Ontology annotation, cellular component: plasma membrane. The record is from RefSeq and is a predicted model, not a curated record. Bases 619 to 3342 code for a protein of 907 amino acids. Gene Ontology annotation, biological process: intracellular signal transduction; adenylate cyclase-activating G protein-coupled receptor signaling pathway; cAMP biosynthetic process. The transcript is spliced from 20 exons.
GGCGCCGAGAGGGCGGCCCGGCCGGUCGGCCGGCGCGGGCUGCGGGCGUGCAACGAGGAGUUCGCGUGCCCCGAGCUGGAGGCGCUGUUCCGCGGCUACACGCUGCGGCUGGAGCAGGCGGCCACGCUGAAGGCGCUGGCCGUGCUCAGCGGUUUGGCGGGCGCGCUGGCACUGGCCGAGCUGCUGGGCGCGCCGGGGCCCGCGGGCGGCCUGGCCAGGGGCUCUCACCCCGCGCACUGCGUGCUCUUCCUGGCGCUGCUCGUGGUCACCAACGUGCGCUCGCUGCAGGUGCCCCAGCUGCAGCAGGUCGGCCAGCUGGCGCUGCUCUUCAGCCUCACCUUCGCGCUGCUCUGCUGCCCCUUCGCGCUCGGCCGUCCCGCGGGGACCCACGCCGGCGCGGCUUCGGGGCCGGUGGCCGCCGACCAGGGCGUUUGGCAGCUCCUUUUGGUCACCUUCGUGUCCUAUGCCCUGCUGCCUGUGCGCAGCCUGCUGGCUGUCGGCUUCGGGCUCGUGGUGGCCGCCUCGCACUUGCUGGUCACGGCCACCUUGGUGCCCGCCAAGCGCCCGCGUCUCUGGAGGACGCUUGGUGCCAACGCCCUGCUCUUCCUCAGCGUGAACAUGUACGGGGUGUUCGUGAGGGUCCUGGCCGAACGCUCCCAAAGGAAAGCCUUCUUGCAGGCCCGGAACUGCAUCGAAGACCGGCUGAGGCUGGAGGAUGAGAACGAGAAGCAGGAGCGGCUGCUUAUGAGCCUUCUGCCCCGGAACGUUGCCAUGGAGAUGAAGGAGGACUUCCUGAAGCCCCCUGAGAGGAUUUUCCACAAGAUUUACAUCCAGCGGCAUGACAAUGUGAGCAUCCUCUUCGCGGACAUCGUGGGCUUCACGGGCUUGGCGUCACAGUGCACGGCGCAGGAGCUGGUGAAGCUGCUCAACGAGCUCUUCGGCAAGUUUGAUGAACUGGCCACGGAGAACCACUGUCGCCGGAUCAAGAUCCUUGGGGACUGCUAUUACUGCGUGUCUGGCCUCACCCAGCCCAAGACUGACCACGCCCACUGCUGCGUGGAGAUGGGCCUGGACAUGAUCGACACCAUCACGUCGGUGGCAGAGGCCACGGAGGUGGAUCUGAACAUGCGUGUGGGGCUGCACACUGGCCGGGUCCUCUGCGGGGUCCUCGGCCUGCGCAAGUGGCAGUACGACGUGUGGUCCAAUGACGUGACCCUGGCCAAUGUCAUGGAGGCCGCUGGCCUGCCUGGGAAGGUCCACAUCACGAAGACGACCCUGGCGUGCUUGAACGGUGACUACGAGGUGGAGCCGGGGCACGGGCACGAGAGGAACAGCUUUCUGAAAGCUCACAACAUCGAGACCUUCUUCAUUGUGCCGUCACAUCGGCGGAAGAUCUUUCCAGGGCUGAUCCUUUCGGACAUAAAGCCCGCCAAGAGGAUGAAGUUCAAGACCGUGUGCUACCUGCUGGUGCAACUCAUGCACUGUCGGAAGAUGUUCAAGGCGGAGAUCCCCUUCUCCAACGUCAUGACGUGCGAGGAUGACGACAAGCGGAGGGCGUUGAGAACCGCGUCAGAAAAACUCAGAAACCGCUCGUCCUUCUCUGCGAAUGUCGUCUACACCACCCCGGGCACGCGUGUCAACAGGUACAUCAGCCGCCUCCUAGAAGCACGCCAGAUGGAGCUGGAGAUGGCGGACCUGGACUUCUUCACCCUGAAGUACAAACAGGCUGAGCGCGAGCGCAAGUACCACAAGCUCCAGGACGAGUAUUUCACCAGUGCCGUCGUGCUCGCGCUCGUCCUGGCCGCCUUGUUCGGCCUCGUCUACCUUCUCAUCAUCCCGCAGAGCGUGGUCCUCCUCCUGCUGCUGGUGUUCUGCAUCUGCUUCCUGGUGGCCUGUGUCCUGUACCUGCACAUUGCCCGGGUCCAGUGUUUUCCAGGAUGCCUGACGAUCCAGAUCCGCACCGUCUUGUGUAUUUUCAUAGUGGUCCUCAUCUACUCGGUGGCCCAAGGAUGUGUGGUGGGCUGCCUGCCCUGGGCCUGGAGCUCCAGCCCCAACGGGUCCCUGGUGGUCCUGACACCUGGUGGCCGGAAUGCCGUGCUGCCCGCCGCACCCUGCGAGUCUGCGCCCCACGCACUGCUCUGCGGCCUUGUGGGCACCCUGCCGCUGGCCAUCUUCCUGCGGGUGUCCUCCCUGCCCAAAAUGAUCCUGCUCUUCGUGCUCUCGGCAUCCUACAUCCUGGUCCUGGAGCUCAGCGGGUACACCAGGGCCUCAGGGGGCGGCGCGGUGUCCGGGCGCAGCUUCGAGCCGAUCGUGGCCAUCCUGCUGUUCUCGUGCACGCUGGCCCUGCACGCCCGGCAGGUGGACAUCAAGCUGCGGCUGGACUAUCUCUGGGCAGCACAGGCAGAGGAGGAGAGGGACGACAUGGAGAGGGUGAAGCUGGACAACAAGAGGAUUCUCUUCAACCUCCUGCCAGCCCACGUUGCCCAGCACUUCCUCAUGUCCAACCCCCGGAACAUGGACCUGUACUACCAGUCCUACUCGCAGGUGGGCGUCAUGUUCGCCUCCAUCCCCAACUUUGACGACUUCUAUAUCGAGCUGGAUGGCAACAACAUGGGGGUGGAGUGUCUGCGCCUUCUGAAUGAGAUCAUCGCUGACUUUGAUGAGCUCAUGGACAAAGACUUCUACAAGGACCUGGAGAAGAUCAAGACCAUCGGGAGCACCUAUAUGGCUGCGGUGGGACUAGCGCCAACAACUGGGACCAAGGCAAAGAAGUGCAUCUCCUCGCACCUCAGCACACUGGCGGACUUCGCCAUCGAGAUGUUCGACGUCCUGGAUGAAAUCAACUACCAGUCUUACAACGACUUUGUGCUCCGUGUGGGCAUCAACGUUGGCCCCGUGGUGGCCGGGGUGAUCGGGGCUCGAAGGCCGCAGUACGACAUCUGGGGAAACACGGUCAAUGUGGCCAGUAGGAUGGACAGCACCGGUGUCCAGGGCAGAAUCCAGGUGACCGAGGACGUUCACCGGCUGCUGCGAAGGGGCACUUACCGCUUCGUGUGCCGCGGGAAGGUCAGCGUCAAGGGCAAGGGUGAGAUGCUGACAUACUUCCUGGAAGGCCGGACCGAUGCAAACGGUUCCCAGGCCAGGUCCCUGAACGCAGAGCGGAAAAUGUGCGCUUACGGGCGAGCCGGCCUCCAGACCAGACUGGCCGCAGGGCCACCCCCGGUGGGCCCCAUGAUCGGCCACCCGGUCAGAGCCGGGCUGGGGUCUCUGCAGGGCUCGGGGCUCCCCCCGGGCCCCCACGGCCAGCACCCACCCCCCGGAGCAGCUGGGAAGGAGGCUUAGCGGAGCCAUGCUGGCUGCUGGGCGCUCAAGGGCUCCAGCAGGGACCAGCCCGGCCCACAGAGCAGGGCCGGUGGCCGGAGGCUGAGCUGCGGAAGGGGUGCCGUCCAGGCGUGCCCCGAAGCAGCCAGGCAGUGACAGGCCAGGGGAGCCCUGCCCGCCUGGAUGCUGAGGCUUUCAGGGGAUUGCGCUCGCUUGGUCCUCUCCUCGGUGGCCGAGGAGCAGCUGCCUGGGGUCGGCCAGCUCAGCAUCCAGCACUGGGACCUUGCGGACAUCCUCCACGUCCUCGGGCUUCCGCUGAGCAAGAGCCAUGGAGCUGUGGCCGGCAGCGGGGCAGUGUGCCCUGAGCAGGCCCGCGGCAGACCGGGCUAGAAGCCAGGCCUCGCGCGUGCGGCAGGGCCAGAAGGGUGGGCUCCGGGCCCGCGUGGACCAGGCCUGCGAUGGGCGGUUUGGGGAGCUGCGCAGCGCGGGGGGCCGCCGGCUUCCUUUGGGCACGGUGUUUGCCAAGAGCCAGAGGCAGGUCUUCUGGGAUUCUUGGGGCCCCGAGCCACGUCUCUGUCACGACCAGCAUCGUCCCUGCUCUGCCUGCCCAUCCUGCGUUGUCCCUUGGUCCCCGGAGGGCAUCGGCCCUACGAAUCCUGGCUGCUCUUGUCGGGGGAGGAACCUAGGUCGGGGUCGCCGUGCUCCUUGCUGUCCCCGCAUCUGGGGCUCCUGCUAUCCUCACAACAGCACAAGCCCAUGUGGAUUUUGAAACGAGUGAACCUCACGACUGAGAGAAAGCUUCCUGGGCUGAGGAGCCCGCGCCCCAGACGUGGGAUUUCGGAGUGAGUUUGGGCUGCACCUGGAGUUUGAGCACCACGGGUGACUCGGGGGCGGUCUGGGGGUCACCCACGUGCACAGGUGCAGACUGAGGAUGGCGGGAUGUGCUGCUUAGGGGCACAGGGUGGCGGCUCUGACUGCAGGAGGAAGGCACCGGCAGCCGGGGGCUGGGCUCACCCUGGCUGAGCCCCCAUGGAUGUCCCCAGGCUGGUCCCAUGGUGGGCUUGUGAGGCGUGGCACCCUCCGUGGGGGCUCAGCCCUGCCCGGCCGCAUUGCAGCCAGCACGGUCGGCCGCCGGGAUGUGUGUGGAGAGGCCAGCAAGGCGGGACUCAGGACGGAAGUAGGUGGGUGGACGGCCUCCUUUCUGAGAACCAGCUCUGUGCUGGGCCACCGAUGACCAUCGCUACGCUGGGGAAGGACUCAGUGGCCCAGCCACCCCUCCCUCAGCCUUUAGAGACAUGGCAUGGUUCCUUCAGGGGAAACCAAGUCAGCUCGAGGGUCCUGUGAGCAUACGGCCCGUGUGGUGUGCUUGUCUGCGCUGAGCUGCGGGGCCGAGGACCCGGCCAGGGUCCUGGUGCACGCCUGCUGGGCGCAGCCAAAGUGUGCAGGGGGGCAGUGGACCACACCGUGGCCCUGACCCCAUGCUCUGUCAUGUGGCAGAGGGGACUUUACAGACGGAAUUGAAGGUACAGGCCUUAAGCUGGGGGCAGGAUUCGGAGCUCUCUGGGUGGGCCCCCUGCCUCCUCGAAGUGGACGCAGAGGCAGGGCGGUCAGGAUGGCCCAAGCAUGAGGUUGCUAUUUAAAGAUGCGGGGACCUGACCAUCAACCAUCGGGGAGAGGAGCUGGUUGCUCCCGUGGACGUCGACCCAAGCGAGCUGGGGGAGGGUGGACACCUGUGACACUCUCCGUGAACCCCCAGCCCUGCCGGGCCCAGACCUGGGGCCACAGAACCAGGAGCUCCGGAGCCCUGCGGUGUGUGGCCGCUGGUCGAAGCACAGUGAGGAGGCCGUCGGACACUAUGGUUCUGGGCCGGUUGUCAUGACCACCCGCGGUGGCGGUGGCGAGGCCCGGCACCCACGAGCGCCUGUGUGGCACCUCCGUCAUCAGCAGCCCAGACCCUCCCAACCCCGAGGGCGCGGGAGCCGCCACAGCGUCCCUCCGAGGCGGGUGCACUAUGUCUUCCUCUUUAUUUGUGACGAGACUGUAUGAUAUUGCCUUAUUUAUUUUUAAUCUUGUACAGCAUUCACGGACAAACGUUAGCCUUUCGAGUAGGGUUCUGUCUAAAUUAUUUAAGAUGCUCUGUAAAUAGUGCACUGUUUCAGGGGACGCCUGUUCACUCCCACCAACAACGAGAACAGCCCCGUGCGGAUGGCACGCUUUACCCAGAUGUGUGACGUCCCUUAGGCACCGCGCCCCUGCUUGGGGAAGCCCCGGC